Messenger RNA from Ananas comosus (pineapple), 2170 nucleotides. RefSeq lists its product as uncharacterized. The transcript is spliced from 2 exons. The coding region runs from base 454 to 1884 and encodes 476 amino acids. The record is from RefSeq and is a predicted model, not a curated record. Gene Ontology annotation, molecular function: protein binding. Lineage: Eukaryota; Viridiplantae; Streptophyta; Magnoliopsida; Poales; Bromeliaceae.
AACAUACAAACACUCACACAGACACACUGAGCUUCCAAACGAGUAAAACGCGGCACGUGGUCUAUGUACAGUACAAAGUGGCGAGUCAAGCCAUCGGCCUAACUGAGAUGGCUCAGCUUCAUCCUCCGCCCUCCGAUACAGCACAUCAACGGCUAAAAACUAAUCUUUAAAACUUAUAAUUCUUUUUCUCGUUUGCAUCUCUCGUCAGAUCAAUAAGAACACGUACGGCGACGAAGAAAGCAAAAGUGGCGAUCGAUAAUGCCAUCGCAACCACCAGUGUGAACGGCGUCUUCUUCCAUUUUUUUGUCCCUGGGGGGCAUUUUACAGCUACUUUGCUACUUAUAUCUCAGUCCGAAUCAGUGGCUCAACGCCUCACGGAUCCUCCCCCAAUUGUUUUCUAUACAUCAUCAUAAGCAGUUGCUCAAUCGACGCUUCAAUCGUUUUCCCACGCCGAUGGCUUUCCAUCUCGUUUGUUUCUUCCUGCAACUGCUUCUUCUGACGACAUUUCUGAAUUUCAGCUUUGGACGUCAUUUCAACGUCACGAGUAGCCGCAAGGCGAUCGAAAUCGGAAUAGGAAUCGGAAUUGGCGGGGGCGGGGGCGGCGGCGGGGGAGGCAGCCCGUCCCCUCCCGGAUCGGGCUGUCCCUGUACCCCUCCCCCGCCUCCCCCCUGCACUCCCAACGGGCCGAUAACACAGGCCUGCUUUCCGAACGUUCUGCUGUACAACGCCUACCUCGUAAUCCAGCGAUUCAGGGGAACCAUCACCUCCGACCCACAGGGCAUCACCAAUACGUGGGCGGGCACCGACAUCUGCAGUAAGACUUCCUAUCUCGGAUUCUUCUGCGAGACGCCGCCGAACCGCGUAAACACGCCGACGGUCGCCUCCGUCGACUUCAACGGAUACCGGCUCGGCGCCCCCACCGUCUGCGGAUUCGUCGACCAGUUGCCCGACCUCGCGCUCUUCCACGCCAACUCCAACAACUUCGGGGGCACGGUGCCCGACCUCAGCGGCCUGCGAUUCUUCUACGAGCUCGACGUCAGCAACAACAAGCUCACUGGCGCCUUCCCCGCCGACGUCCUCUGCCUCAACAACGCCACCUUCCUCGACCUCCGCUUCAACGGUUACGUCGGCGCCGUCCCCCCGCAGGUCUUCGUGCUCAGCAUGUUACAGGUCCUUUUCCUGAACAACAACAACUUCACGGGGCAGCUCCCCGCGGACCUCGGCCUCACCCCGGCGCAGUACCUCACUCUCGCCAACAACAAGUUCACUGGGCCGAUUCCCAGUUCGAUCGGCCAGGCGGCCAACACGCUCCUUGAAGUGCUCUUCCUAAACAACCUGCUCUCUGGCUGCCUCCCCUACGAGAUCGGCCUCCUGAAGAAGGCGACGGUGUUCGACGCGGGGACGAACCUGCUGACCGGCCCGAUCCCGCUCUCCUUCGGGUGCCUAAAGAAGAUCGAGCAGCUCAACCUGGCGGACAACAAGCUCUACGGCGAGGUGCCUGACGUGCUGUGCAGACUGGGGAGCCCCGGGGUUGGCAACCUGAUGAACUUAUCGCUGUCUGACAACUACUUUACGUCGUUGGGGCCCAGCUGCUGGGCUUUGUUAAAGAAAGGGAUGCUGGACGUGCGCAAGAAUUGUAUUCCGGGAGUUCCGGACCAGAGGUUGCCGGAGGAGUGCAAGUUGUUCCUAUGGCAGAAAAAGUACUGUCCGCUGAACACGUACGUACCCUGUCAGUCCCCGUGGCCGGAGGGUGCGGAUCAGCUCAAUUCCAAGGGGACGGCGGCGGCGCCGGAGACAAUGCCGGUGGCGGACGGGGGCCGCGAUCGGAGCCGGGCGUCGGGGUACACUACUUACUCUGCGCUGCACCAGAAUCCAAAGCCAUGAGAAAGAAGAGGAUUGGUUCGAUGUGGCUAUGCGUGUCAAGUUUAAUUCCAAGUGCAUAUGCAUUUGUGUGUCCAUUUGGCCGUGGUCUGAGUUUCAUUGCUCGUACGUUUCUCACUUCCACUACAAUUAUCCUCUGCUUUAUCUGCCUUGUCACUGUUUUUGCAUCAUUGUCUUGGUCUUCUUUCUUUCUUUUAUUGUCUCUGUUGUCUAAUUUGUCUGUCGAAAUUAAUGUGACAAAUGAAUAAAUCUUAGUGUUCCCAAGAUACUGAAAUAUCUUUGGAAGAAA